Messenger RNA from Salarias fasciatus (jewelled blenny), 942 nucleotides. Its product is annotated as galactosylgalactosylxylosylprotein 3-beta-glucuronosyltransferase 1-like. Gene Ontology annotation, cellular component: Golgi membrane. The coding region runs from base 1 to 942 and encodes 313 amino acids. Gene Ontology annotation, biological process: chondroitin sulfate proteoglycan biosynthetic process; carbohydrate metabolic process. Gene Ontology annotation, molecular function: galactosylgalactosylxylosylprotein 3-beta-glucuronosyltransferase activity. NCBI's taxonomy places the organism in Eukaryota, Metazoa, Chordata, Actinopteri, Blenniiformes, Blenniidae. The transcript has 4 exons. The record is from RefSeq and is a predicted model, not a curated record.
AUGUGGCGGGUGCUGAAGAUAAAACGCAUCUCUAAAAUUUUGUUGCUCAUGGUGCCUUUUACACUGCUCCUUUCUUACCACAGAACCAACAUCCCUCUGCUUGCUUCACAACAAGGUAAUAUUUUUGGUUCCAGGGGGAUUUCCACUCUCAGAAAUUUCCUCCAAAGUCGGAACAAGGUCUACACUGAACAGGUCUACGUUCGACCUCCGCCCUGGUCCGACAGCCUGCCCACCAUCUACGCCAUCACUCCUACAUACUAUCGAUUUGUGCAGAAGGCAGAACUGACACGCAUGUCCCAUACUCUGCUCCAUGUGGCCAACCUGCACUGGAUCGUGGUCGAAGACUCCGACAGAAAGUCUGCUAUGGUUAGCCGCCUCCUCGAGAAGACGGGGCUGAACUACACCCACCUCAAUGUGCAUGUAGCUGAAAAGCUUAAUUCCAAAGGCAGCGGGCAGAGAAACCUGGCUUUGAAGUGGCUACGGGACAAUUUCAGCGUAAAUGACAGCAAUGCCGGCGUCAUCUACUUUGCAGAUGAUGACAACACAUACAGUCUGGAGCUAUUCGACGAGAUGCGCUACACUAAAAAAGUGUCCGUGUGGCCUGUGGGCUUUGUGGGUGCUGUGCGCUUUGAGUCCUGCAAAGUCAAUGCCUCUGGCAAAGUGUACGCCUGGGAUGUUAAAUAUGCCCAAGGUCGACCCUUUGCCAUUGACAUGGCAGGAUUUGCAGUGAGCCUGCAGCUGAUUCUGUCCAAACCUGACGUUUACUUCAGGCUGCAUGGGAUACCGUCAGGGCAUCAGGAGACCAAGUUUUUAGAGGAUCUGAUCACUCUCAACGACCUGGAGCCGAAAGCUGACAACUGCACCGAGGUUUUAGUCUGGCACACUCGCGCUCAAGCUCCACCUCUUUAUAGGGGUUAUGGAGACCCCUACAUUGAGACAUGA